CUCACAGAAACUUGCCAUCUUCAAACAGCAACCAUGGCUCCUAUCGAUGCGGCCGAGGACGAAAAGCAAGAAAGACUCAAAGCCGCGCUCUGGCAUGCAAUAGGACAGACUGUUGAUGCCAUCGCCAUGACGGAGAAGAUGAAUGCGUCGACUCGCUUCAUCGGCAGUCUGAGUGAGCUCGUCUACGAGAAAAUCAAUAGCGCCGCCACCGACCUCGAGGCCUUUGCGAAAAACUCGGAUCGGAAUGUCAUCAAUGCCAAGGAUGUGGUCCUGCUCGGUCGGAACAAUGAUUUUUUGAGAGGAGUCUUGCAGGAACAGGCCAAGCAGGCACGCGAACAAGAUGUCUCAAAGCGUCGAUGAGCAAGUCUAUAUGUGUGUGUCUCCUGAUUCUGUCUGAUUUGAAUUCCAACAUGCCGGACAAUUAUUGCUUGUCGGGAAAUCCGAGG
Molecule: messenger RNA, 446 nt
Organism: Dissoconium aciculare CBS 342.82
Lineage: Eukaryota; Fungi; Ascomycota; Dothideomycetes; Mycosphaerellales; Dissoconiaceae
Exons: 2
Coding region: 34-360 (108 amino acids)
Biological process (GO): replication fork processing; resolution of meiotic recombination intermediates
Cellular component (GO): FANCM-MHF complex; Fanconi anaemia nuclear complex
Molecular function (GO): protein heterodimerization activity; chromatin binding
Source: RefSeq, a predicted model, not a curated record